This is a messenger RNA of Besnoitia besnoiti, 3843 nucleotides long. Its product is annotated as tRNA ligases class I (M) protein. The transcript has 6 exons. Gene Ontology annotation, molecular function: methionine-tRNA ligase activity; ATP binding. NCBI's taxonomy places the organism in Eukaryota, Apicomplexa, Conoidasida, Eucoccidiorida, Sarcocystidae. Gene Ontology annotation, biological process: methionyl-tRNA aminoacylation. Bases 1 to 3843 code for a protein of 1280 amino acids. The record is from RefSeq and is a predicted model, not a curated record.
AUGUUGCCAGGAGACACUCAGGCCGAACCAACUGUGUCCGCUUUUUCGUUUCUGCCAUCUCUCCCCUCGUCAUCCCCUUCGCGGCUGUUGUUUUCUUUUCGCUCUCCGGCGUCGCCGUUUUCUGCGCGCCCGCCUCUCGCCGCGGGGUUUCCUUUCUCGCGCGUAUCUGCGGCCGCUCCUCGCGGGAGUUCUCCUCUGCCUUCCUCUCCUUCGCGCGGCGAGCUCGCGUUUCCCGAACUUGGCGCGAAGCGAGAGGCGGAAGGCGAGGCGCGAGGCACUGGCGAAGUCGACUGGAGCGCCUACCGCCUCGUGACCUGUCCCCUGUUUUACAGUAACGCGCGCAUGCAUCUGGGCCACGCUUACUCCUGCGUCCUCGGCGACGCGCUGGUGCGCGAACGCACAGACGACGGGGACCGGCCGCGAGGCGAGGGCGGCGAACAGUUCGUCGCGGAAGACGAGAGGCGAUGCGGACUCCGCGACCCCGAAGAGGCCUGCGCGCUGCUGACGGGGGCGGAUGAGCACGGCGGCAAAGUCGUCCGCGCAGCAGCAGACGCAUGGCGGGUGCACGCAGAAGGAAGGGCGAGUGAUGUCUCUGCAGAGGAGAGUGGGAAAAGCCUUGAAAACAGAAGCUGCAUUGAGCGGUAUCCCCCCUUGUUGCUUCCCUCUCCGCCUGCGUCGCCUUGUGCGUCUCACUGUACUUCUCUGCACCCUUCUUCGCCCCUGGAGCCCUCGACCGACUCAUUUUCCGCUGCCGCGCCGCCUUCAGACUCCGCUCCUUCCUCUUCCACGUCUCCUCGUCCUUCGCCGGCUGCUUCGGCGUCGCUGCCCGCCUUCUCUCGGCAGGCAGUGGAAACGUUCGUCGCCUCGAUUGCUGCCUACAACUGCCACAUGCUGCGGCGCCUCGGCGUCCUGCGGGGCUCCCAGCGCGGCCUGAUCUUCUUCCGCACCAGUGUCGCGGCGUCUCGCGCUCCCGCAUCCAGCGGACACAACCCAGAGGAGGCAGGCCGAGCAGCGGAGAAGGAUCGACAGCGGCGCCACGAGGGCGCUGCAGAUGAAGAGACAACUCCGCGAGAAGGGACGCCGACGGCGGAAGAAGAGGAAGAAGCGUCGCGCGGAGAGAAGCCGCGAACAGACGCCCGACGCGGCGAACACGCGGAAACGCCACACACAGAGCAGACACAGAGAGGGAAAGGAGACAGAAACGUAGAGGGAGGUUGGAGGGAGGAGGCACGCGGAGGCGGCCUCGCGGGACUGAAUAGCUCCCUCGGCCGAGGGAGCCUCUUAGCGAACGCCGCGAGAGACGUGCCUCGCAGUCAGCAUGAAGCGGCCGUCUGGGCCGUCUGGCGAAUACUUGAGGACAGGGGACUGAUCUACAAGAGCUCGGGCUCGUCUCCGGCUGCGGCCUGUCCUCCGGCGGGGUUGUCUCCUUUCUCUGCGCGGCGCGGCGCCGCGCGCUUCGCCGGCGAGGAGGAAGAGGAACGGGCUUGGGGUGUGAACGCCUCCAGCCGUGCCGCCGCGCACUCGGCGGCGUCCCCUGUGCCGUCGCUCGCUGCGUCGCCUUCUCCCUGGUGGGAAAUGGGCGCCCCAGAGGCCGCGCCGCGUCGCGAAGAUUCUGCGGAAGGACGGAGGCGCAGCGAUGAGAGGCAGGCAGCAAGCGACGACCCCGAGGGGGGCUGCAGUCCAAGCCAAGAGGAGUUCUACUACUUCCGCCUGACGCACUUCAGGGACGCACUCCUCGACCUGUACGCGUCCCGCGAUGUUUUUUCGAUCUCGCCGCCGAGUCGCCUAGAGGAGAUCAAGGCGUUCGUCGAGGGAGGCGGCUUGCGCGACCUGGCGAUUUCGCGUCCGGCCUCUGCGUACGCGGUAUCUGCACUGAGUCCUUCCGCUCUGUCUCCUCGCUCGGAGUUGUUGCUGCAUCAGGCUGCUUCGGUGCCUCAGGCCGCGUCUCCGCUCUCUCUGGGCUCGAGACAGGACGACGUCUGGGGCCUGCGCGUCCCGCCGCGAAGUUUCAACGCGUUUCCUUCGGCGCCUGCGUCUCCGGCCUCCGCGGUGCAGUCUUUGUCUCCGCCGCUGUCUUCUGCUUCGCGUGCUUCAGCAGUCUCGGCGCCCGCUUACGCUAGCCGCGCGGCGCAGCAUGUCGUCUACGUAUGGUUUGACGCGCUCGUUGCGUAUCUGGCGGCCGCAGGCUUUCCCGACAUGCACUCGCCUCGCUUCCAACGCCUCUGGCCCCCCUCCGUGCAGGUCAUUGGCAAAGACAUUCUACGCUUCCACGCGGCGCUGUUCCCCGCGCUGCUCCUCGGCGCACGCCUGCCGCUGCCGCGGCGCCUCCUCGUCCACGGCUGGUGGACAGACAGAAACAACAAAAAACUUUCAAAGAGCGCCGCGGAGAGGGCUGAGGAAGUGCAGACGGCCGCCUCGCCCGGGAGCGCGAACGCGUCGAGUCGCUCGCCGAAGAAUCCCGGCCGAAUCCACGGACCGGAAAGCGACCCGGGAGCGAAGGGCGCGCCGGAGACAGGCAGCGAACGUGCGCGCUCCGAGGAUCCUCGUGAGAAGGCAGGCCGCAACGCCCCCCGUGCCUCAGGAGAAGAGACGCCGAGACGCGGAGGAGCGGAGGCUCCACGCGGCGGCUUCUCAUCGGCGGACCCCACAGAAGGAGACAGCGCGGCCGCGCCGCUGCAGGCCCCAGGGCUUCCUCUGGGCGAGAACAACCUCAGUCAGGCCUUGCGGCUCCUCCUCAACAAGUUUGGGGCGGACGCGGUUCGUUUUUUUUUGUUGCAUGGGAAGAGCCCCGAGAAGGACAUGGAGCUCGUCUCGGCGGCGCCCGCGUCGCCCAGCGCGCCCUCCGUCCCCGCUCCGGUGCCGCGUCUUGUCUCGAUCGAGGAGGUCUACGUCACGCUGCAGCGCAGCGUUGGCAACCUCCUUUUCCGCUUCGUGUCGCUCCUCUGGAAGUACGAAGACGCCCGCGGGCAGCGAGGCACGCUGCCGGCGCGCCCGCUGUGGAUCGCCGCGGCGCUUCGCGAACGGCGACACAGGAGACAAGGAAGCGAGGCGCGUGAGAGAGCAGACAGCGAGACGGAAAAGGGCGCGGCUCAGGGGGACGACUGGGGCCGGCGUGAGAGAGGAAAGGCGCGAGAGAGAGGCGGCGACCGCGACUCCGAAGGCGCCGCCGGUCGAACAGGGCACAGGAGUGGCGACAGCGCGUGCAGAGAGAAGCGAGCGAGUGCGAAAGCGCAAGUGUGGGGGGCGACAGGAUUAGCGACGCAAAGCGAGCUGGGGAGAGAGGGCGAGGGCGGAGGCAGCUCUGCGGCGAAGGACGUGGAGAGCUCUCCCUCUUCCGGCUCGGGAGAUGGGGACUGUGGAGUCGGAGGCGUUUCUGAGGAAAUCCGAGAGGCAUGCGUGGCAUUUCUGGGGGAGAUCCUCGACUUUGAGGAACCCGCAGACCUCUGCAUGCACACGCAGCAGUUCCACAGCUACACGCGUGGACUGCUGCAGCUCGCCAGGGUGGCAAACAUCUUCAUCGAACGCAUGGCCCCCUGGCGUUUGCUGCCUGCUUCCGCCGCCUCCCGCGCCGCCGUGGAGGCGAUUUUGUUCGUUGUCGCCGAGUUUCUGCGUCGACUCGCCCUUUUUCUGGCGCCCGUGGCGCCCGGCCUCGGUCACGAAAUCUUUGAGCAGCUGCGCGUUCCCCUCUCGCUGCGCACUCUGGCGGAAAGACGCGCGAAGAAAGAAAGCAGACAAGGCGGCCAAGACGACGAAGAGGUGGCGCCGACAGAGGACGCGGAGCUACUCCUCGCGGGCGGAUGGCCGGUGGCGACGCCGAAAGAGAUCCUGCCGCAGCUCCGGUGA